Messenger RNA from Penicillium canescens, 1185 nucleotides. RefSeq lists its product as uncharacterized. Bases 1 to 1185 code for a protein of 394 amino acids. Lineage: Eukaryota; Fungi; Ascomycota; Eurotiomycetes; Eurotiales; Aspergillaceae. The transcript is spliced from 3 exons. The record is from RefSeq and is a predicted model, not a curated record.
AUGCGCCAUUUCGCCGAAACACUUUCAUUUUGGUUCGACACGUGCGAUCGUGAUCGCCAUUUCCAGUUAAAUGUCCCAGAAAGAGCACUGUUUUGUCCGGUUCUGCGAUUCGCUGUAUACACUGCUUCUGCUGGCCAUUUGACGCGAUUAGCGGCUUGUCGAGGUGGCUCAAAUUAUAUCAUCUUCGAUGGCAUUAGGCUCCAUGGGCUUACAGCAGACUCCGCUGUGCGCUAUCAUGAUACCUGCAUCGCAUACCUUAUUCAGUUGUCAAAUGACCCCAAUGAGCAGUACAACGAGGAUGUACUCACGGCUGUCACCAUCUUGAGGUUUUAUGAGCAAAUCGAUGCACCAUCCUUGGGAAUCGACUCUGAAGCUUAUCUCAACACCGUUCAAUGCAUUGUGAACAAUCAGCAUGAUGACUCUUUUUAUGCCUAUAGUACCAUUCAAGGACCUCCCAGGGAUCAAGAUCUUCAAGUGAUUCCCUCGGCAUCCUUACGCCAUUCAGCCUGUUUGUUAGCGCUGCGACAGGAGAUCUGGAGCGCUUUUCUCAAUCAACGCACUUUUCGUCUGCCCUUGUGUCCAGCGAAUGACUAUACCGUCUUUGAUUCCGCCGGGGAUUUCUCCUGGACCAAUCGGAUCCUCGUCUGGUGUGCCGAUCUUCUCAAGUUCAGCUUUGGUGAAGGGAAAUCAAUGACUCCCCAGAAGCAGCUUGAGCAAUGGACUAGACUGAAAGCGUUUGAGUUGAUGUGGGAAACAAGCAAACCAUUGGAGUUCAAACCUCUGUAUUUCAAAGAAGCCGAUCCUUCCAAUGGACAAUUCUUCCCUGUCAUAUGGCACAAUAACGCAUGUCAAGCAGUGGGUGCGCAGCAUAUUGAGCUGUCUCGGAUUUUACUAGCUGUCUCCAAUCCAAAAAUGUCUCGGCUUGGACUAGCAGCCCGCGCAGCGAAUAUAGCAUUGGAGGAGGAGCUGAGAGUCAUCAUUCGUCGACUUUGUGGUAUUGCGCUAUCGAACUCCAAUCCGGUCUUGAUGGUGGAUGCUGCAGUUGGUAUUUCUGUCUGCGGUGAAUAUUUCAACGAUGCUGCGGAACAAGAUGCCAUUUUGAAAUUUUUGGCCGAUCUUGAAUAUCGCCAUGCGUGGCCGACGGCCGCCACUUCUGCGGCCCUCAAGGAGGCUUGGCAGAGUUAA